AUGGGCUCCGAAGACAGGGCCAAGUGCUUGUGCUGUGGCCCAGACCUGAGCCGCUGGGCAGCUGACCAUGGUCCCACACAGGAACACUGCAGACUCCACUCUCUGUGUGGCCACGUCCUGGCCCAGGGCAGAUGGGGAGACCGGGACCACGUGGAUGGGCAGAUACUGGGCCUGCUGCACUCCCUGGCAGAGGAGGAGGGGGCUGGGGCCACCUUGCCCGCCUUCCCCAGAAUGGGCUCUGAGGACAUGCGGCUGGCCUCCUUCUACGACUGGCCCCUGACCGCAGGGGUGCCGCCCGAGCCUCUAGCUGCUGCUGGCUUCUUCCACACAGGCCAGCAGGACAAGGUCCGGUGCUUCUUCUGCUAUGGAGGUCUGCAGAGCUGGAAGCGAGGGGACGACCCCUGGACUGAGCACGCAAAGUGGUUCCCCAGGUGUCCGUUCUUGCUCCAGUCAAAGGGAAGAGACUUUGUAUACAGUGUCCAGGAGUCUCGCUCCCGGCCGCUGGGGGCCUGGGACCAAUGGGAAGAGCCAGGAGCCACAACCCUUGCCACCCCGCCAGCUCCAGUCCACAGGGACCCUGAGCCGCUCAUGCCCAGAAGAGAGGCCCAGACUGAAGGUGCCCCAGAACCAGGAGCUGAGGCCAUGGCACAGGAGCUACGGCAGCUGCAGGAGGAGAGGAUGUGCAAGGUGUGUCUGGACAGGGCUGUGGCUGUGGUCUUUGUGCCCUGCGGCCACCUGGCCUGUGUGGAGUGCGCCCCCAGCCUACAGCUGUGUCCCAUCUGCCGGACCCCUGUCCACAGCCGUGUGCGCACCUUCCUGUCCUAGGACAGCCACAGCACCCAGCCCCUCUCAGCUGGUCCAGACCACGCAGGGCUCCACGGAAGACAGCCCUGACCCACCUGUUCCCGGAAUGCAGCCCAGGACAGAGAAGGAAGCCCCUGCUGGGCAUGGGGGUGGAUUUAGUGUUCCCAUGUGUGGAUGUUUCAGAAUAUAAAGUGGGGGCUUCUCCCCUGCACAGUG
Molecule: messenger RNA, 1020 nt
Organism: Nycticebus coucang (slow loris)
Lineage: Eukaryota; Metazoa; Chordata; Mammalia; Primates; Lorisidae
Gene: BIRC7
Product: baculoviral IAP repeat containing 7
Exons: 7
Coding region: 1-825 (274 amino acids)
Biological process (GO): positive regulation of protein ubiquitination; negative regulation of apoptotic process; regulation of cell cycle
Cellular component (GO): cytoplasm; nucleus
Molecular function (GO): cysteine-type endopeptidase inhibitor activity involved in apoptotic process; ubiquitin protein ligase activity
Source: RefSeq, a predicted model, not a curated record